This is a messenger RNA of Coffea arabica (coffee), 1134 nucleotides long. The record is from RefSeq and is a predicted model, not a curated record. Lineage: Eukaryota; Viridiplantae; Streptophyta; Magnoliopsida; Gentianales; Rubiaceae.
AUGGUUUGGACACCCUCAACCAAUGGCAACUUCUCCGUAGCCUCAGCGUGGGGGGACAUCCGCCAAAAGCGUAAUAUUUCGUGGAUCGAUCGUUGGGUCUGGGGUUCCAUCGUGCCUCUAAGAGUAUCCUUCUUUGUAUGGAGGCUGUUGCGCAACUGGAUAUCCCUCGAUAGCUUGCUGCAGGAUAAGGGGGUAGCACUAUGUUCCAGAUGCAGUUGUUGCCAGCAAGGCCCAGAAACUAUCAAUCACCUUUUCUUGCACGGCACGGUGGCUGGGGAAGUGUGGGAACACUUUUUCAAGGUGUUUGGACUUCUCCCCUUCACCGCGGUCAGUGUUGCCGCUAUGCUGUCCCACUGGUUCUUCUCACACUCACAGGUUUCGUCCACUCAUGUGCGGGUUCUUGUUCCGCUGUUGGUUUUUUGGUUCAUUUGGAAGAGCAGAAACAAUGCUAGAUUUGAUGCAUGUCAGAUCACUUCGUCACAAGUGAUUUUUCAGAUCGAAGAGUUGUUGGGCUGGAUGGGUAAGGCUCGCGCGUUCUCUUCAGCCCCUUUUUCAGGCGAUCGGGAUUGUCCCUGGGCGGCCUUUGGCAACAGCUAUGGACGGCCUAAGGCCAUGGUGCCGGUCUCUUGGGAAAAGCCAUUGCCGGGGCAUCUAAAGCUUAACACUGAUGCCAGUGUCCUCACCGGCAAAGCAGCGGGGGGUUGGGUGCUGCGUGAUCAUGACGGGAAGGUGAUCUCGACUUAUUACAAAGAGCUUGGGGAUUUGGGAGUGCUGGAGGUGGAGGCGCAAGCUCUCCUGGAAGGUCUAAAAAUGUGCGCAGAACAGGAGACGGGAGCUUUGACUGUUGAAUCAGAUUCGAAGGUGCUUGUCCAACUAGUGAAUUCGGAAGCCGUCUCAAAAUGGCCGGUAUGUACUGUACUGUGGGAGAUCAGACAUCUCCUCCAUCAGAUGAGGGCUCCUCUUCAGCAUGUGUUUCGUGAGGCCAACUUGGUGGCAGAUGCCCUGGCAUCCUUGCAGGUAGGGGGGCAUUGCUGCUACUCCUUCAUUGAGUCCUUACCCCGCAGGGCCAGAGGUGAGGCACGUCUGGACCGCUUAGGAGUUCCUCGGUUGCGGGAGGUGCAACUUAGGGCUUGA